AUGGGUUUGCUUGCGCUAGGCACGGCGCUCGAUUGGCCGGAUGCCAAACAGCACGCGAACAAAGUCAGAGAAUGGGGAAUCAAGCAACUGCUUGAGAUUUGGAGCAAGGCGAAGACCAAGGAGCGUGAUGCCUUACUAUGGGGGGAUGAGGUCGAGUACCUAGUCGUCACCUACUCCAAGGACGACCCAAAGGUCCUCCUGUCGCUCCGCCAGGCCGAUAUUCUCACGGCCUUGGCGGCUGACGAGGAACUAUCUGCCAAGGGCGGUGGUGUACCUGCUCUGCAAGAUCCCCAGCAUCAGUCGAACCCUCUCCCAGUCUUUCACCCCGAGUUUGGGAGAUUCAUGCUCGAGGCAACUCCCGGUAAGCCAUGGGGAAUUGGGUUCAAGGAGCUUUUGGAUGUCGAACCAGACAUGAAGCUUAGGAGAAAAAUUGCGAAGGAGCACAUGAAAUCGAACGAGUACCCUAUCACCCUCACUACUUUCCCUCGACUAGGUGUUCCAGGCGUCUUUACAGACCCCUAUUUCCCCCCAUCGGGUUCGAAACUGCGAUCACAGUUUGUUCCAGAUGAGAUAGCCAACCCCCACAUCCGUUUUCCGACUUUAGCUGCCAACAUCCGUUGGAGACGAGGCCGAAAGGUCCAAGUCAAUGUGCCAGUCUUUCACGACGUGAAAACGUCCAAGCCGUGGAAAGACCCGUCUGUCAAUUAUGACCUCCACAAUUGGCCAGAGGAUGAUGACGUGAGGAACGGCGCGAGUCCUGAUGACUUUAUCCACAUGGAUGCAAUGGCUUUUGGCAUGGGAAGCUGCUGUCUUCAGAUAACCUUCCAAGCCAAGAAUAUCACGGAAGGGAGGAAGAUGUACGAUCAGCUCAGUCCCAUUGGGCCGAUCAUGUUAGCUCUGACAGCAGCAACCCCAAUUUACAAGGGCUUUCUGGCGGACACUGAUGUCCGAUGGAAUCAAAUCAGCAGGGCAGUGGACGAUCGUACCCCUGAAGAACUGGGCGAGAAGCCCUUAAAGGAGGAUAGAUGGAGAAUACCGAAGUCCCGUUACGCAUCCAACUCAACAUACAUAUCUACGGACAACAGGCUUAGGCCCGAGUAUAUGGACCCAAAUCUCGUCAUCGACGAGUCCAUCAAGGAGCAGUUGCUCGAAGGCGGCAUGGAUGAUCGGCUCGCGACUCACUUCGCCCAUCUCUUCAUCCGUGAUCCCAUUGUUAUAUUCUCAGAAGACCUGAAAGAGCUGGACAUGACCAAGGCCGACCAUUUCGAGAACAUACAGUCUACUAACUGGCAACACAUGCGGUUCAAGCCGCCGCCAGCCGGCAGCGACAUUGGAUGGCGUGUUGAGUUCAGACCGAUGGAAAUUCAAAUCACAGAUUUCGAGAACGCCGCAUUCUCCGUUUUCAUGGUCCUCAUCACGCGCGCCAUCCUAUCGUUCGAUCUGAACUUCUACAUUCCCAUCGCCAAGGUUGAUGAGAAUAUGGAAACAGCACAUGCUCGCGAUGCAGUCCUAGAGAAGAAAUUCUAUUUCCGCAAAAACCCCUUCCCUACACGUCCGGCUCGAAGUGCCGUCGCCUCCGGCACCAGCACACCCGUGGUCAGCCGGCCGCCGACGCCCACCGGCCCCGUGGAAGACGAAUACGCACUCAUGACUGUGGAUGAGGUCAUUAACGGCUCAAAUUCCGAGGAACACGACUUCCCUGGACUCAUCCCCAUCGUGGAAAGUUACCUCGAUUCCGUCAAUGUCGAUGUGCGAACGCGGUGCGAGCUGGAUACCUAUUUGAAACUCAUUCGCUUGCGAGCUAGUGGCGAGCUUUGGACAGCAGCCAAGUGGAUCAGACACUUCGUCAGCAAACACCCUGCCUACCAGCAAGACAGCGUGGUUGACGACACUGUCACCAAGGACCUGGUCGGUGCUGUAAUUGACAUCUCUGAUAGAGAGCAGCUUGGCAAGGGCUGGAAGGGUCUCGACGUUCCAGACCUAGAAAGGUUGCUUGGAGGGUUUAGGGGUGGAUGUGGAGGCUCCAGAGACUAG
Neoarthrinium moseri is the source of this 2034-nucleotide messenger RNA. RefSeq lists its product as uncharacterized. Gene Ontology annotation, cellular component: glutamate-cysteine ligase complex. Gene Ontology annotation, molecular function: glutamate-cysteine ligase activity. The transcript is spliced from 7 exons. NCBI's taxonomy places the organism in Eukaryota, Fungi, Ascomycota, Sordariomycetes, Amphisphaeriales, Apiosporaceae. Gene Ontology annotation, biological process: glutathione biosynthetic process. The coding region runs from base 1 to 2034 and encodes 677 amino acids. The record is from RefSeq and is a predicted model, not a curated record.